This is a messenger RNA of Argiope bruennichi, 7631 nucleotides long. RefSeq names its product peptide methionine sulfoxide reductase MsrB-like. The record is from RefSeq and is a predicted model, not a curated record. Gene Ontology annotation, biological process: protein repair; response to oxidative stress. Lineage: Eukaryota; Metazoa; Arthropoda; Arachnida; Araneae; Araneidae. The coding region runs from base 78 to 749 and encodes 223 amino acids. The transcript has 5 exons. Gene Ontology annotation, molecular function: peptide-methionine (R)-S-oxide reductase activity. Gene Ontology annotation, cellular component: cytoplasm.
GUCAAGCCAAAUAAACAACAGAAGUAAAAGAAAUUUUUUGACGUCUAAAAUUAGAAUAAGGGAGAUUUUUGACUUGUAUGAAUUUCAUGUGGUCACAAGUACUAAAUGGAUUGACAGCCAUUAAAUAUGUUAACCAAACAUAUUUAAGGAAUUUAAAAUACUGGAAUUAUCAAACUAUCAGUUUCUACUGUAAGCCAGCACUCUUUUCAAAUAUUCAAAAACCCUUAGUAAUCUACCAACCACAUAGAGUUACUAAACGUACAUUUAGAAUCAUGGAGUGUUGUGGAAAUAGUUGUGGUCUUGAUUUAUCCAAAGAAGCUUUAAAGAAGAAACUGACUUCAAUGCAGUAUCAAGUAACUCAAGAAGGAGAAACAGAGAGAGCUUUCACUGGAAAAUAUUAUAAUCACUUUGAAAAGGGCACUUACACUUGCAUUGUUUGUAAUCAGCCGCUUUUCUCCUCGGAAGCAAAAUUUGAUUCAAAAUGUGGCUGGCCUGCAUUUUCUGAUGUCAUAGAUAGCAAUAAUGUGAAAUGCAAAAAGGAUUUAUCACAUAUUAGUUGUAAUCUUCUUCUCCUCACUAUGAAAACAGACAUGUCAAGAACUGAAGUCAGCUGUUCAAAAUGUGGAGCCCACCUGGGACAUGUCUUCGAUGAUGGACCUAAACCAACUGGAAAGCGCUACUGCAUCAAUUCUGCUGCUCUAGAUUUUAAAAAAUCUGAAAGUACAUCUGAGACUUCAUCAAAAAGCUAAGUGUGAAGAUAAAGACUUACUGCUUCUUGCAUUCAUCCAGCUAGGUGCCUCUGUGAGGAAUUUUUAUACUACUGCAGUGUGAAUUUGCAAAUUGCAUUGUUUGUAGCUUUUUGGAGUAUGUUUUAGUCCUUAUCUUAAAUGCAUCAAAGUAUUUUUCAUUAAUACUAAAUAGAUGUUCAAUUUUCUGAUUUACUGCCAUGUUGCAAUUAGAUUUUGAUUGUUUUAACCGAAUGUAAAAUUUCCAUUAAUAUAUACAAAUAAGGAGAUGUUUUUUAAUAUAUAAAUAUUUCUACUGUUUACUUCUAAGUAAUUAUAUAUAUAUUGGUUUAGUACAAGGCUUCUUAAAUUGUGGGAUCAAAUGUAAACAGUGUUCAGGAUCAUGGAUAUUUAUUUAGCAUCUUUUUCCUUUAAAAUUUUUCUGUAUGUGUAUGCAAAAAAUAUUAGAAAAAUUCUCUUAAUAUAAAUAAUUGGUAUAAAAGCACCCAAUUAGUUAUGUCAAAUUAAUUCUUUUUAAAAAUUGUUUAAAUAUUUACAUAUGCUUAUGAAUAAUUUAUUGAUUGUAGAAUCAAGAGUAAAAUUUUUCUGUCGAAACUUUAACUAUUAAAUUUUUUCUAUUGAUUCUAGUUUAUAAAAGUUUAAGAAGCCUAAGUAUAAUAAAAUAUGUUGCAUGAUCAUGCUAGUUUAAUAUUUAUUAUCCAGUUGAAAAACUGUGCAUUUUUUAACACAGCUUUGUUUUGAAAUAUUUCCAUCAAUUCUAAGUUGUAUAAUUUUAAAUUGUACUAUGUGUAAGAGGAUGGAAAAUUUUAUGAAAAAUAUGUACAUUAGAUUUUUUAUAUCAAAUUUUCUUUUCAUUAAUGUCAAAAUUAAAAUAAUUUGAAAUAAAUUAUAUUAAAAUUAUUAAUAAUUUUUAUCUUAUUUAUCUGCAUGGUAUAUUAUUUUUUUUACUAUGAAUUUCUUUCUAUGUAAUUAAAAAAUUUCUAUGUAAUUGUCUUUCUAUGUAAUUGAAACCAUCAUUAAAAUUUUAUCAAGAUAUUUAAAAAAAGGAAACAUUUUUUCAGGAGGCAAAAUUAAAACUGAAAAUUCAAUUUUUAAAAUCCAUGGAAACAUCUGUGAAGUCACUGAAAUCUGGUAGAUUUUUUUCCUAUUCAGAUUGUUAGUCUUUUAAUAUGUCGUUCCCUCCUUCAGUUUUAAAAGAAACCUUAUUAUAUAAGAAUUUAUGCAUUAUUAUAUGAAUAAAUUAAAAUAUUUUGAGAACUUUUUAUGUAGUCAAUUAUAUUGUAUAGCUGAAUGAUUGGCAUUAAUAGCAAUCCUGGUUUUAAUUUUUUUUCAAAACUAUGUUUUUAAAUAAUUUGUUGAAUUUUGAUAAUGAAAUCCAAAUGAGCUUCUGAUUACCACCGAAAAAUCUUGCAUUAUUCGAAAUUUAUUUGAUUUGAAUUAUUUAUAUUCAGAGUUUCUUAUUUAUUAUUAUAUCAUUUUUACACAUUAGGAUUAUGUUAGACAAAAUGACAGAGAGUCAAACCUGUAUAUCAAAUUCAAAAUAUUCACACCACAAGGUUUUCAUUAUUAUAUUUUUUAUAAUCUAUUUAUUAUUUAUUUGGCUUACAAAAAUAUUAUGAGCUGAAAAGAAUCUGAAUUUAUUCUAUUAUAUUGCCUUAAACUUCUAUAUGUGUGUGUUAUUUUGCAUUGGUAAUGGAAAGCUUCUAAUUUUGGCUUCUUUUUUUUUUUUUUUUUUUUUUUUUUAAUUCACUAACAUUUAAUUGAGGUGAGUGUUCAUUUAUUGGUUCAUUUUUGUAAUUUAUUUGUUGGUGAAAAGUAUCAGUAUUUUGCAGUGUAUAUUUUCUCUCCUAAUCUUAAAUAUGUAAGGUUUAUUAAAUUUUUGAUUUAUAAAUUCUUUUAUUGUAUAAAAAAUAUUCUUAUAUUGUCAUCUUCAAGAGGAAAUGAUAUGCUUCUCUUGGCAUAGAACCAGUCAUUGCCAAGUGUAAGGACUGUUGUCUACAAACAGUGGCAGCAACAUAAUAUACAUAAGUCAAACUUGGCAUCAAACCUUUUUGAAUUAGUGCUGGUGUUGUGCUAAUGCUAAAUUAUCAAGGAAUCUUAUUACUGAUACAUAUGCAAAAUAUUAGUUACUUAAAAUAACAAAACAACACUAUAGUCAAUGAUAACUUAAGUUGACAGUACAAUAAAAGUGAGGCUAUUUAUAAUUAUUUUUUGUUAAAUAAUCUUCAAUAUGAUUAUGAUGUAUUUAAAAACAAUUAAACAAUUAGUCUUUAAAUUUAAAUACAAUUAAAUGGUAUCCAUUAUCAAGAAACUUUAUAUGAACACUUUUAUCUGAAAUAUAAAGCAGAAAAUGUAUGUUUUGUAUAUUAAAGGAGAAAUAAUAGAGAGAGAGAGAGAGAGUAGUAUGAAAUUUGUAAACAUCAUUUUAUGUUCUCUUUUUAUGUCAGUUGUGUUAUUUUCAACUCUCAACAUUUUUAUUCUUAAGAUAUUAAGAAUUAAAAUAAAUUAUUGCUUGCAAUGUUUCAUUUAAUUUCAACAAAUUUUGAUCAUUGAAUUAAGUCAUUCAUAUUUAUUGAACUCUUUUCCUAAUGAGAUGAGAAGACUUAAAAAAAAAAGCAGAAAUAUAAAAUAGUAAUUUUCUAGUCAGGCACACAAACACCAAAAAGUAGAAAAUGGUAUUUUGAAUUAUAUCUAUAAAAACUGUCAUACCAAGGAAUAUCAAUUGUUGUUGCAGGGAUGUAGCGAGGAAAAAAAAAAAGAAAAAGAAUAGAAUCCUACAGAAUAGAAUAGAAUUAAAAUAGAAUCCGAAUUAAAAUCAACGAGAGGUGCUGUGUUAAAAGACUAUUAUAAUAAGUUUAAAGUGUUGUAAAUUCUUAAAUCUAAAAAAAUUGAAAGAAAAGAUUCUGAGUAAUAUUUGGUAUAUCAGCCAGUAUAUAAUAUUGAGGCUUGUAAUUUUUUAUGGACUGCCAUCUUUAGCUAUCACUAACUAUAGUGUAUUUCUGAUCUUAAAAAUACAGUGUUUCAGGAACAAAUGUGGAGAUGUCAGUUAAUCAGUUUAUACCAUAAAGUAAUACUGCAAUUCAACUAGUAUAAUGUUGUUAUGUUUAAAAAAAAAAUCAAGAAAUUUUUUCAUCUGUGAUAUUGAUAAUGGAUUAUUUCUUGGGCAUUAGAACUCUUAUUGUAAAUCUAAUACAUUUUGAUGGUCAUAAAAGACAAACAGUUUUUGUGACAUUUCUUGAUUAUUCAUAUUGUUAAAUAUUUCUGCAUACAGCAACAAAAUUAUUAUCAUCAUUAUUAUUUGAAACUUGCUUGUAGGUAUUUAAAAUUGUUUUCCAAAACCCAAUUUGUAAAAUGUAUCAACUAUUGUGUUCUUUGCUUUAUUUUUCUUCUUUUGUGUCACUAUUUUAUUUAUUUUACUAAGACUGUGAUGCUGUACUUGGAAAAAUUUUAUUUAUUCAAAGUAUGAAUUAGUUAAAUUAUCAAUGCAAAUUAUAUUAUUUUUUAUUUCAUGAAGAAUGUAGACUUUUAUAAGUUAUUUUUCCAUUAACAGAAUCUGAAACAAAAUCUGAGGGACGAAUUGACAUUGAAUAACCAUUAAAACUUGAUGAUUUUAAUGAACCUGUUACAGAGCACACUGAUUAAAUGAUUGACUGAAUGCAUUGAUCAUUCAUUUGAAAUAUUGUUGCUCUCAUUAGAAAAUCUUAAUGGUGAAUAUCAGCUCCAUAUUAGAAUAAUGCCAACAUUUCAGAUUGGUAACAGUUUGGUUUUGUUAGUGGAAAAGUGCCUUUUAUUAUUACAAGCUUCUUCCCAGAAAGUAAGAACCAAUUAUAUUUAUUGAUAUGAGCAUUACAAUUAUCCUUACUAAUCAUAUUAUCAAAAAAAAAUAUAUAUAUAUUCUGUUUAACUUUAGUUGAACACUUAUUAUGAUAAUUUAUAAAUUUAUUUAAAUUAAAUAAUACAAUUAUAAUAAUUCAAAAAUAACUUUUAAAAAUCAUAUUGAAUAGUGAUUAUAAAUUAAUAAUUAUAAAUGACCCUGUCUGGACAUUUGCAUCAUUUAAUACCCUGGUUGUCAAGAUAAUAGUACAGGUACUAGGGGUUAGUUAGAAAAUGGUUCUCUGCAGUCCAUACACCAACUCCUCCUGUUGGCGGUACGUCCCAAGAGAAAUGUGGCCAACUCAACCACAUCUCAUUUUUAUACUUUCCAAGGAAGGAAGUAUUGGCUUAUUUAUUCUGGUGACCUAUUUUCAUAUUUCAGAUGCCCUUUAUUAAAAAUAGAGGGUACAGAUGAUGUCUAGAAUUUUCACUUUCGGAUUAACUUUGGAAUCUGAAUGAAUCCAAGAUCUUCCCUCAAAUUAGAGGUUUUAAAGGCAAAAAAAGAAAGUAUUUGCUACUUCCCCCCCCCCCCCCCCAAGCUGCUACAAAUCUUGGGGGCUUACCAUAUUUAUUUUCCCUUACAAGUUAUAAAUGUAUUGAUUACAUUUGCAACGAUACAACAGGAAAAGGGAGUAAAAUGUUAUGUAAUAAAAAGCAAUUAAUUGGAUAUUUGUUUUUUUAUGGCACCUGUCAUAAAUUGCUAAAAAAAAUUCUGUCUCCAACUACCUUUGGGUAAUCUAAGUAAACACAAAAAUGCAACUAACUUGACAUCUUUAUAUAAUAGAGCUUGGUAAUCUUGGUGUAAUCUGAAUGUUGCCAAAUAAACCCUAGAGCCAUUAAAAUGAACAUUAGUAAUUUUAAUAAUGCCACAAUGAAUGUGAAAUUUAAAAUAACAGCUUAGUGGCACAGUAUUUGGCCCAUCUAUAAAGAAAAAAAAUUAGCAAAAGGUUUUUAAAGACUGAAAUUUAAUAUUUAAAAUUAUCAGAGAGUUUGUUGAAUAAAUUUUUAAUGUAAUAAAUAAUUUAUGCAUAUUUUAUGUAAAAAUUUAUUUGCUUAUUUUAUGUUUUAAUGUAAAAAAUAAUUUAUGCUUAUUUUUUUUUCACGCUUAUUAAAAUGUUUAUGUUCCUUUUUACUUUGGGUUUAUUUCAAAUUAUAUUAUUCGAUAUUGAGACUAACAUUGAAUUUUCACAGACUUCAUAUAUACAAUUUAAGCAUACAUUGUACAUUUUCAUAUGAAUCUGCUAAAUAUCUUCACCAGUCUACUUCAUAUCACUCUGCUAAGCAAUCUGCAAAGACUGUUGAUUCAUGAACCUGUAUAGUUCAAUUAUAAUAAUAAUAAAAAGAAUCUACAUUCUGUAUUAUACUUUUUCAUAAUAUCCAUAUAAUGCAAUGUUUUCUCUAAUGGUGUGCCAAAUAAUCCAUUUUAUGGUUAAAACAUAAUAUUAACUUAUUUUACAAGUAUAUUGGAAAAUAUGCAAAAUAUUAUUUGAAAUUAAAUGGUCAUGAUACAUUUUUUACCAUUUUUGAUAUUCAUUAAUUUUUUUAUGUAAUCUACAAUAAUUUUAAUAUUUCAAAUACUUUUUGUUCAAAUUUAUUCCUUUUAAUAAAGAAAAAAAUUUUGAAUUUAGAUUUAUCAGAUUAAAGAAAAAGUAAAGUUAAAUGAAUGUCAUUCUUUCUUGAGAAAUAAUUGGCAUAACAAUGAUUAGUGCUUAUAUUCAUCCCUAAUCCCUUCUUUAUAACAUGGUUAUAAUUCAAUCAUUUGUUUAUCAGAAAGUUGUUGCUGUUUUUGCACGGCAUUUUAAAAUUGCUUUUUUUUUUGCACUGGGUUUUAAGGAAAUUUUAUCUAUCACACAUUUAUACCAUGAUGCAUUGAAGCAAUUUUAUUUGAGUACCAUGUUGUAAAGGGUAUUUAUACUUGUGAUUUGAAUACCUCUUUGCUUUCAGAAAGCUUUUAUAUGUUCAGGUUGUUUUAUGAGUAGAAGGCUGUGCUGAUUCAAAGCAUUUACCCUACCCUUGUUAUAUGAACAUUACUGAAAUCUUCAUACAAUUUAUAGUUAAUCCGCUGUUAUGAACUUGGAAAUAAUAAAUUAUAUUUCAUGUAUAUUGUCAGCAUUAUUUGCAUUUAUAAGAGUUUGAUGAAUAUUAUUAUAUAUUAUUCAAUAUUAUAUUUAUUCAAGGUUUUAUAUAUGUAUUUGAUGAUUACCUGCAUUACUGCAGAAAAUAACUUUAAAUAAACUUUAUUCAUUGACUUUAAUAAUUUUGAAAUAUUUCAGGAACUCAAAAAAUAUUCCAGUUAUAUUCUAUCAAACCUUGAGAAAGACACUUUAUUGCAUAAUUUAAUUAUGAUCGAAUUCUUCUGUCGGUAUCCAUUUGGGUUGAAAUCAGUUUUAGUGUACCUAUUGAAUUAGUCGCCAAUAUGGUAACAGAAACAGUCAAGCAGAAUAAAUCCGCUAAUCCUUUAGUGAAUCACUCCAUUGUUUGGUGAACAACCAUCUUGCUUUGUGGUAUUGGCGGCUUAGUAUGGUUGGCGCCAAACCCACCCACCUUAAUGUAAGCAAUUUCUGUCUUUAUGGCAAGAAUGACCUGGUAUAUCUGUCUCUUAAAAAGAUUUCAUGUUUCCCCCUUUUCCAAAUUUCUGAAAAAUUGACUGUGAUGGCACAAUAGUAGAUUCAUGUAGGAAACUUUGAAUAACGAUAUAAAAGGAACAAUAUGAAUGAUAACAAGUGCGCCAAUGUUUAAAUGUAAUUUUAUAAUGGUUACAUCAUUUACAGUUUGAUUUAUCUAAAUAUAUAAUUUUUCCUACAUCCAUUUGGUUCAUACUUUCUGAACUAGUAUGGAACUCAUUUUUGUUUCAAGUUACUUACUUUGAAUGUAAAUAAUAACUGCUGAAAAGUAAUUAGUUUUAUGUUGGAAUGAUAUUUUUUGUAGUAUUAGUUUACCUUUAUUUCUAUUAAAAGAAUGAUGAUAUGCUUUAUUUAGUUUUGUUUGUUGUAUAGCUAUGUUUAUUUUUUA